UGGCGGUAAUGCACAUCAGUAAGUUGCUUGCCAACCGCCAAGAAGAAGAAGAAGAAGCAGCAGCAGCAGCAGCAGCAGCAGCAGCAUGGAGCAGACAGUUGACAAGCUUGAGAUUCUUGAAGUCAGAGGCAGACCUGGAGUACAUUGAAAGGCGGCUGAAGCUGGAUUUUAUCAACGGUGCUUCAGCGAGAGGAAGCUUUGCUAAGGAAAAUGUGACUGGGAUCCUGGAAAAUUUGAAGUCUAUCAAGGCCAAACACUCUCUUCUCAGGUGUCAGGUCAGCCAGAUCACAGAUGCUCAGAAAGGGUCCAUGGAGUUAAUCAGAAACAGACUCAGCACAGCCAUGGAGCUGAUCAAACAUUGCCAGCAAGCUUCUCAUUUGGAGGUUGAGUCACUGGCAGAGUCAGAGCAGGAGUCAGCCAUGUUCCUGGAUUCAACCAUUACUUCAAUCACAGCUGAACUUAAAAGAAGUUAGUCACACGGAAUCCAGUUUAACAAGAAUCUACACUGCCAAGUGAAACGGAAGCCACGGAGAAGUGAAAAGUUUCAGCUGGAGUGAAUCAGAGAGCAGUAACCUCUACAUGAACUAUUAAUUAUAAUGGUUUAUGAUCUAUAUGCAUAUUAAAAGUUGAAUUAAAGUAGUUGUUUUAUUGUCAUUGAUGGCAGUAUUCUAACCAAAGCCUCUUUCCUCUCAUGCUUAGUGUUUAAAAGGAUCCACGACUAGUUGAAGAUGUUGGCCUAAAUAUGUUGCAAUUUUCCUAUUACCUAAAAAAUUGCAGUUUGUGAUAUGCAAAAACUCAUAAUUACUUAAAAAAUGUACAUCUUUUAUAUAUUUCACCCAUGGAGGUCACAAUUUUUUCACUGAUGGAUUGAUGACACUCAAUGGUCUAUUCUGUAUUGGAGUCUACAGAAUAAACACAGGAAGGC
This is a messenger RNA of Poecilia latipinna (sailfin molly), 925 nucleotides long. It is a transcript of the gene ska2, whose product is annotated as spindle and kinetochore associated complex subunit 2. The transcript has 5 exons. The record is from RefSeq and is a predicted model, not a curated record. The coding region runs from base 9 to 473 and encodes 154 amino acids. Gene Ontology annotation, cellular component: outer kinetochore; spindle microtubule. NCBI's taxonomy places the organism in Eukaryota, Metazoa, Chordata, Actinopteri, Cyprinodontiformes, Poeciliidae. Gene Ontology annotation, molecular function: microtubule binding. Gene Ontology annotation, biological process: cell division; chromosome segregation; mitotic cell cycle.